AUGGAGUCUCGCAAAGAGGGCGAGCUGCUCCUGCCGGCUGCGGUAGUCGCGGGAAGGACAUGGCAACGCUUUCUGCUGCGGAUGCCGGUGCUGGAUGCUGCAAACACCUCCCCUUUGAUCGAGGAGCUCGGUGGCGACGUGGUGCGGAACCUUUACCGUCGACCGGCGCCGGGCAUUUGGAAGUCGGCCCCGAGGAACUUUUGGCCCUUCGCUGUCUUUUGCAUGUUCAUGUCGGGACUUUGUGUGCCUCCGUUUGCUCGCAUCGCCAAGUUCCAGAAGGACAGCGCUCUUUUUUUCAGCUUUGCUCUGCAGCUGACGGUCGUCAUCAUGUAUCUGCCAAGACUGGGCCUCAUCCUUCGAACACGGAGAGGUCCCUGGCAAACUUACCUGCUCCUGGGGGCGUUUUGGUGUUGCUCGGUGCUUUUGAAAAGCCGAGCCUAUGAAAGUCUUCCCAUAGCUUUCUGCUUCCUAGUUUCCAAUAUCCGGAUGCCACUGGGUCUUGUGCUGAGGGUUUGUUUCUGCGGAAAGCAGUACACCCUUGUGCAAUAUCUGGGAGCCUCGAUGAUUGCGAGCAGCAUCCUUAUUGUGUGCAUAAAAUCCGCAUUGACCGCUGACAUGGAAGUCUUAGUGGAUGGCCUCUGCCGGCUACUGACCGCGACGCUUCUCCAGACGGUCGAGCUGAGACUGAUGCGGAACUUCAUCCAAAGAUAUGGAGGGAGCAUUCAGGAGUACACCUUGUUUACGCACCUAUUUGCGCUGACGAUUCUCUUCCCACCCUUCUGGCAGUCAAUCUCGCAUCACAUCCAUAUCUGCUUAAGUGACAAAGACCACUGGCUCAGCUCAAGGCUAGCAUCAGGUGUUGUGCUCCACUUCUUCGCACGUGGGCUUGCAUCUGCCCUGGCGAGCCGAUCCCCAACAGUGCAGUUGGCGCAGGUGGUGCAGGGCUUUGCAGGUAUGUGCCAAGUUUUCGUUGCUCUGUGGUGCAGCGAAUCUACGCCAGACGCGUUUCUGUACAUUGUGGCAGCAGUGGCGGUUGCAAUUGGCAACUUGCUUUACCUCAGCAAUGUGGAAAACGCAGAAGAGAAUUGCAGCAGCCCGGCUUUGGGAAAAAUGUUGGAGAUGGAGUCGCCAGCUCUGAAGCAGGUUUGGGCGGAGGCAACCCUGGAGGCCAAGCAAGGCAACGAGGAGGCCAUUCGGCGCGAGAACCUGGCUUGGCGCCGCAUCGGCCUCCAAGGCCUGAAACAACGGCGCCGGCAGCAGGCUGGCCUGGUUCGGGAGCUGUCGACUGCCGGCGCAGGUGUUGAAAUUGAAAUCCAGGCGAGCCUGGAGGAUCUUGCUCCUGUGCCCCAGGAACAGCAAAAGCUUCCUUGCCUGAUUGAACGAGCUCUCCACCGGGAGCAGAACGAGAAUGCGCCACCAUACCUGCCCGUCGCCAUCUCGUACAUAGUGGUCGGGACGUCCGUCGUGUGGCCCUACAGCAAGCUCCUCCAGCGCGACCCGAAGAGCGCACUGUGCUUCAACUUCAUUCUACACGUGGUGAUUCUUACUCGCUUUAUACCGCGAGCCUCCUCGCUGUUGAAGCACAGGCAGAUCCCUCUCAGACUCCAUGCUCUGAUGGCAUUUCUCUGGUGCUCCUUCACGGUGCUCAAGUCCGAUGCCUUCUCCAGGCUUCCCACGUCGGUCUGCUUCCUGCUCUCGAACCUGCGAAUGAUGGUGGGCCUGGUCAUCCAGUUCUUGCUAUUCGGGAAGCGCUACUCCUCCUCCCAGGUGCUAGGAGCCGCGAUCGUGACCGUGGGAAUUGCUUGGGCUGGGGAUGCCAUGCAGCAUGCCGCUGCGUCCAAGAAUUCUGGCUCAGGCCUUGCUAACCAUGAUUUCUUUAUUGGUUGUCUCGAGUGCCUCGUCUCCACCACCGCGCUUGCCUUGCAGGGAUGCUCCAUCAAGAUGGCCUUCUCGCGCUAUGGUGAGCACGUGGAGGAACAGGUCUUCUUUACACACCUCUGUGCACUGAUCGUCGUGUUCCCAAGCCAGUGGCACUUGGUGGGCCCGCGCUUGCUUGAAUGGUUCCAGCAGCGCGAUCCGUCCUUGCUGGUGCUGGUCACGUCAGGUGUCUGCCUCAACUUCGCUUCCCGGAAUUUGGGAACAAAGCUGGCCGGCCGUGCUCCGAACCUUCUGGUGCUGCAGCUUGCUCAGACCCUGGACGGAUUCGGUCAACUGCUGGUGGCUGCCUUGGUGCGGGUCCCACCAUGGCCUCCCUCGGGCUUCUGGGGCGGAGCGCUGGUGCUGCUCGUGGGGACCCUGCAGUACCUGAGAGCCUCCGGUGCUGCCACGAAGCAGAAGGACACCAUACCAGCUGAAGUCUGGAAGACGCCGAACUCCCAGGCGGCAUGGUCCCUCGCUACUGUCGCAGCGCGCGGCGGAGGUGCCGACGCCGUGCGCCGCGAGAACCUGAACUGGAGGAUCUUGAAGGGCUACGAGUACUUACAGGCCGUUGUGAUGGUCAUAGCAGGGAAGCAUGAGCUUCUUGAGGAGAAAGAGAGCGACGCAGCUGCGCAUAAGACAAAGAGCACAGACAUGCUCGUCGACCGUGUUUUGAAAGCUUCAUGGUUGCUGAGUGCCGUCGUCGGGCUGGAGACGAGGCUUGAUUGUGAGUUGACAGCAAUUGAGGCUGGCACCUUCCAGUAUAGGUUGAAGAAGCCUUAUAGGAGAGAGCAGACGGCAACAGUUUUGCAAAGCCCGGUCUGUCACUGGAUUCAGAUGCUAGUCACUGUAUGCCGUGCCUUCACUAUAGUUAUCUAUAGGCGAUACUUAGUCGACGUGGAGGCCGACAAUGGUGGGCCUUUGCUGUUUUUCUGCGGCAACGAGGGUGAUGUGGAGGUCUUCGCGAACUUUAGCAAGUUCCUAAACGAGGCUGCAGCCGCUCUGCAGGGUGAGGUGGUUUUUGCAGAGCACCGUUUUUACGGCCAGAGCUUGCCCUUUGGCCUCGACUUCAGCCUGGAUCACAUCCGGUUCCUAACGGUUGAGCAAGCCUUGGCAGACUAUGCUCGUCUCAUCACGUUUCUGACCGCCUCCAGGCAGCGCAAAGUCGUUGCUUUCGGUGGCUCUUAUGGUGGUAUGCUGAGCAGCUGGAUGAGAGCAAAGUACCCAUCGCUUGUGUUCGCUGCUGUCUCCUCCUCCGCACCUUUGCACUUUGACCGAGUGGGCCCAUCCUUCUUCAAACUGGUGACGGAUGCUGCGGAGGAGAUGGACCCCGGCUGUGCUGACAGGGUCCGGAUGGGUUUCGCCGCACUCGAGGCAGCGAGUGCCAGUUCACUGCAGCGUGCUUUUGGGCUCUGCAGCCCACCGUUGGACUUGAACGAGCUGGUUUUAUGGGCACGGAAUGCCUUCGUCACUGUGGCCAUGGGCAACUAUCCCUACGCAGGAGAUCUUUUUGGCAAAGGCUUGCAGGCCUGGCCACUGCGUGCAGCGUGCAGGGAGCUGCAUGGCUUCCACAGAAAGCCGCUGGAGUCCCUGGCGGCUGCUGUGGGUUCCUACUACAACGCUACAGGGGAGGUGCACUGCCACAACAUCAGCCGCCAGUACCGCGACUGCGCUGAUCAGACCGGUUGUGGAACUGCCGAUGCGCCCUGGGGCCGCUCCUGGGACAUCGAAGCGUGCAGGCAGAUCGUGUAUUUUACAUCGACGAACAACGUGACCGACAUGUUCCCACCAAGAGCUUGGGGGUUGGAAGAGCUUUCACAGUACUGCAGCGAUGUUUGGCAAAUACAACCGCUGUCCAACUGGUUCUUGCCCUGGUUGUCAUCUGUGAACAUCAGUAGCCGCAUCAUCUUCACCAAUGGCCUGGUGGAUCCAUGGCGUGGCGGUGGCGUGAUGCAGUCUCUUUCCAGCACGCUGGUCUCGCUGAAGAUCCCCGGAGGGGCCCACAUCUACGACCUUGCAGGACACCACGUGGACGAUGUUCCGGGAGUUCGCUCUGCCAGGCAGAGCGUGCUGACCAUGCUCCGGCUGUGGUUGGGCGUGCCCCACACUGCCGAAUUGGUGGUUUGA
Molecule: messenger RNA, 4044 nt
Organism: Symbiodinium sp. CCMP2456
Lineage: Eukaryota; Dinophyceae; Suessiales; Symbiodiniaceae
Source: the annotation of a GenBank genome assembly